AUGACCCACCUAACAAAUAAAAGAAAACGUCUACAAAAAAUUACCAAAGACCGUGAAGCUAAUAAAAAACGAUGUUGUGAUAUUUAUGAGAUUAUUAAUUCUUUGGACAAAGAAGAGUUAAUAAAACUUCAAUCCCAUAUUAAUUCAAUAAAUUUCUCAAAUAUCAACAUCUAUGAGAUUAUUAAUUCUUUGGACAAAGAAGAGUUAAUAAAACUUCAAUCCCAUAUGAAUUCAAUAAAUUUCUCAAAUAUCAACGUCUAUGAGAUUAUUAAUUCUUUGGACAAAGAAGAGUUAAUAAAACUUCAAUCCCAUAUUAAUUCAAUAAAUUUCUCAAAUAUCAACAUCUAUGAGAUUAUUAAUUCUUUAGACAAAGAAGAAUUAAUAAAAGUUCAAAACUAUAUUAAUUCAAUAAAUUUCCCAAACAUUAAUAUUUAUGAAAUCCUUAAUCCCUUGGACCAAGAUGAAUUAACAAAAGUACAAAGUUAUAUUGAUUUGAUCAACCCCAAACAACAAAGCACUAUCGAAAAAAAGCUCGACGCAUUAAUCGAUAAAGUAAAAAGUUUACCGGAUAAUCAAAUUCUAAGAAUUGAGCAUUUAAUUAAUACUAUGACAUAUUCUAAAGGUAAAACUAAAGGUGAAAUAUUGUCACCAUACUUACAAGAUAAAGCAAAUAAAUUCGUGACGAGUGCUAAAUCAUUAAGUACAUCGAAUAGUGAGCUUAGGUCGUUCUGUAUGAAGAUGGUACGAGCAGAAGAAGCGAAACAGAAAUAUAUUUCCAGAAUUCAGUCCGUUGCUCAAAAAUCGAAAAAAAUAACAAAAAGUCAGUUCCAAAUUGCAGCAAAAAAAAUGAUAAAAGAAAAUAAUCAUAUAUACACAGCUGAAUUUGUUAAACUCACUACAGAUAUAAGUAAUAUUGGGACUAUUUCUCUCUCAGCGGCAGCUGAAUGCAUUAAAGAAAUGAUAACUUUCUUUACUGGUGAACCGCCUGAUUAUUCGCUUUCAACAAAAACUCUUUCGCGGCAGAAAUAA
This is a messenger RNA of Racocetra persica, 1029 nucleotides long. NCBI's taxonomy places the organism in Eukaryota, Fungi, Glomeromycota, Glomeromycetes, Diversisporales, Gigasporaceae. The record is from the annotation of a GenBank genome assembly.